Molecule: messenger RNA, 1425 nt
Organism: Trichomycterus rosablanca
Lineage: Eukaryota; Metazoa; Chordata; Actinopteri; Siluriformes; Trichomycteridae
Product: E3 ubiquitin-protein ligase TRIM35-like
Exons: 6
Coding region: 1-1425 (474 amino acids)
Biological process (GO): protein ubiquitination
Cellular component (GO): cytoplasm
Molecular function (GO): ubiquitin protein ligase activity; protein binding; zinc ion binding
Source: RefSeq, a predicted model, not a curated record
AUGGCAGCAUCGUGUCCAGCUCUGUUUGACGACUAUCUCCUCUGCUCUGUGUGCCAGGAUGUUUUCAGAGAUCCUGUGUUAUUACUGUGUACUCACAGCUUCUGCAGGACGUGCUUACAGCAGUACUGGCAACACACUGAAUCCCCAACAUGCCCUCUGUGCAGAACAAACUCUUCUAUUGAUAAUCCUCCAUGUAACCUGGCUCUGAAGAACCUGUGUGAGGCGUUCAUCCGAGAGAAACAGCAGAAGACUUCAGCUGAAAGUGAGGUGCUGUGUGGUCUGCAUGGUAAAAAACUUACACACUACUGUGUGGAAGAAAAACAGCCGGUGUGUGAGGAGUGUCGGACGUCUGAAAUACACGCCAACCACCAGUUUAAACUGCUGGAUGAAGCGGCUGUGGAUCUUAAGUCGGACCUGAAAAGAAAACUCGCACCACUAAAGGAGAAACUGACAUUUUUCAAAAACAUUAAGUUCACCUUCGUCACUACUGAAGAAUACAUCAAGAGUCAGGCUUACUCCACCGAGGCUCGGAUUAGGAGCGAGUUUGAAAAGCUUCACCAGUUUCUCUGGGAUGAAGAGACGAACAGAAUUGCAGAACUGAGAAAGGAGGAGAAGCGCAGGAGUCAGACAGUGAUGAAGAAACGUACACAGAUCAACCGAGACAUCGCAUCUCUCAUAGAAUUAUGUACUGGGAUCGAGAAGGAAAUAGAAGGCAACAAUAUUUCAUUUUUGCAGAAUUAUGAAGCUACUGUGAAAAGAACUCAGUGUGAGCUGAAGAAUCCUGAGAUCAUCUCUGAUUCACUGAUCGAUGUGGCAAAGCACCUGGGAAACCUGAAGUUCAGAUUAUGGGAGAAGAUGCAGAGUAUUAUACACUACUCUCCUGUAAUCCUAAACCCCAACACUGCUCAUCCUUACCUGCAUCUGUCUAAUGAUUUGACUGAAGUGAAGCUCCGUACCAGGAAUCCAGACAUCCCAGCUAACCUUGAAAGAUUUGACGACUACUCGAGUGUCCUUGGCUCGGUCGGUUAUGACUCGGGAACGCACAGUUGGGACGUUGAGGUGGGGGACAGCACAGCCUGGGCUGUAGGAGUGAUUUCCGAAUCUGCAUACAAGCACAGGAAGAACCUGUCGAAGCCCGGUCUGUGGCACGUGGGUUACUACAAAGGGAAGUAUGGAAACGGUCUGUCCGAUAAGAUGCUCAUUCCACUCAGACUUCAGGACAAGCUGCAAAGGAUCCGCGUGAUUCUGGACUGGGACGGAGGACGUGUCUCAUUCUACAACCCUGUCGGUAACACCCAUGUACACACUUUUGAACACAUGUUCACCGAGCGAGUGUAUCCGUACUUCUGUAAUGUCUGUCCUGCUAACACUUUAAGAAUUGUACCGGUGGAAAUCGCACUCACUGAGGAAUGGUGUGAGAAGUGA